CACCAUCCCCCACCGCCCAGAUGACAAUCACAGUAUCGACGGGAAACGUUUCGCACUCGCGCCAGGUGCACUGUCUUGACCCGGUCUUGGACAUCAAGCAGCGGAUAUCGCAGUGGAAACAGCAGUCGCCGGCUCUUGAGCUCGACGAUGCCGCUGUCGCUGACAUCGAUAUCCCGGCCAAUCCCUCUGAACCUCUCUUUUGCUCUGAGGAAGCGCUCGCAAAGAAAAAGUUCGAGACAACAGAUAUUCUUCCCCAGCGGCUACAGCGCCUCUGCGCGCUCUCAAGCUCUCAAUAGCGCGCUCGCAAAGCUUCGCCAGUCAAUGCCGCCUUCUGCCGCCAUCACAUACCUCAACCUCUCCUUCCCCGAAAUCACCUUUGCCGACAACGACGACGACGACGAUGACGACUCAUCGCAGGACGAUCGGCCCGAAAGCGAUCUCUUGACCCCAGAUAUCCUCGACCUCUGGCGAACCGCGAGCAAGGCCACGGGUAUCUACAACGUCCAGCACCUCGGCGUGUCUGAGUUCUCGGCCGCGAGGCUGCAUGCGCUCAUCAAGUUUGCAGACAAAUCCGGCUGCGUCAAACCUGCCGUAAAUCAAAUCAACAUCCGCGACUGCUGCGUGCUGCCCCCGAGUCUAGUCAACCUGGCAAAGAGCCACGGCGUCAAACUGCUGACGCAUAACGAUAACUUCAAUAUCCUGCCGGUCGACAAUGUUCCGGAGUUUGUGAGCCUGGUCGGGUCGGCGGCGGCGGACUCCCCAGCGGAGUGGGCGUGGAAUUGGCUUAUAAAGAUCACCACCGUCGUCGCCGACCGCGGCGUCGUAUACGGUCAGGGGUGGAUGGUAGAGUUUGCCGAAGCAGCAAAGUAAUGCAUAUACAUUUAAUGCAAAUAUAUUCACAAUC
Myxozyma melibiosi is the source of this 904-nucleotide messenger RNA. RefSeq lists its product as uncharacterized. Gene Ontology annotation, biological process: glutathione biosynthetic process. NCBI's taxonomy places the organism in Eukaryota, Fungi, Ascomycota, Lipomycetes, Lipomycetales, Lipomycetaceae. The coding region runs from base 148 to 870 and encodes 240 amino acids. Gene Ontology annotation, molecular function: enzyme regulator activity; glutamate-cysteine ligase catalytic subunit binding. The transcript has 2 exons. The record is from RefSeq and is a predicted model, not a curated record. Gene Ontology annotation, cellular component: glutamate-cysteine ligase complex.